AUGGCUUCGCAGCAACGAUCCGUUGCUCAUAUGACCGCAAACAUGGGUGCUAGUGAAUCCAGGAUCAGCAAUAGCGAUGUGCGCAAGUGUAUAGACGCUAUAGAGGACGAGCUAUUGUCAGGAGACUACAGUGACGGGGUGACACCGGAUAGUGCUAUCAUGUGCCUUAGAACUAUAUACUCUGCAGCUGAGAAGGGUGGUGGUAGUGUCAUUACCUCGCCACGACCCGCGGGUCACCCUGACGACCCGGACCGCGACCCGGACCGCGACCCGGACCACGGAGGUUCUUGGGUCGUCAGCCCCUACCCUGACCCUCCAUAA
Molecule: messenger RNA, 321 nt
Organism: Talaromyces stipitatus ATCC 10500
Lineage: Eukaryota; Fungi; Ascomycota; Eurotiomycetes; Eurotiales; Trichocomaceae
Exons: 2
Coding region: 1-321 (106 amino acids)
Source: RefSeq, a predicted model, not a curated record